CUCUUAUUUAUGACAAACCCCCUCAUCACAACACCCUCCAAUCUCCCCUCAAGCACCAUUACACAGCAAGACGAAGUAACAAAAAAUGGCCCUCAUCCAGUACGACAUUGCGCUGCUCCUGCAUUUCCUCUGUUUGGUCACGACAGCAAGCGCCAAAGUCCCGGCACUAAUUGUGUUUGGAGAUUCCACCGUCGAUGCGGGGAACAACAACUACAUCCCUACUAUCGCCAGGAGCAACUUCGAGCCCUAUGGUCGGGACUUUUACGGCAGCAAGCCAACCGGGAGGUUCUCGAACGGCAGGAUCCCAUCGGAUUUCAUUUCAGAGGCCUUCAAGAUCAAGCCAAGCAUUCCCGCGUACUUGGACCCAGCUUUUAGCAUAUCGGAUUUCGCCACCGGAGUGACCUUUGCCUCUGCAGGAACAGGUUAUGACAACGCGACAUCCGAUGUGCUCUCUGUGAUACCCCUGUGGAAGGAACUUGAGUACUACAAGGACUACCAAAAGAAGCUAAGAUCGCACCUCGGACCGAGCUCCGCGAACCAGGUGCUCGCCGAUGCGCUCUACAUGAUCAGCAUGGGCACGAACGACUUCCUCGAGAACUACUACACGAUGCCGGGCCGCCGCUCGCAGUUCACCGUGAGGCAGUACGAGGACUUCCUCGUCGGGAUUGCCGAGAAGUUCGUGAGGGAGCUCUACGGCCUUGGGGCCCGCAAAAUAUCGCUCGGGGGGUUGCCGCCGAUGGGGUGCCUGCCGCUCGAGAGGACGACAAACGUGAUGGACCAGCACGAGUGUGUGGAUAGCUACAACAACCAGGCCUUGGAGUUCAACGCCAAGCUGAAGGUUAUGGUGGCGAGGCUGAGCUCGGUGCUGCCUGGGAUCAACUUGGUGUUCUCUAACCCGUAUUACAUCCUCAUGCACAUCGUUCGGAGGCCUGCUUUUUACGGGUUCGAGUAUACAUCGGUCGCAUGUUGUGCGACGGGACUGUUCGAGAUGGGAUACACAUGCGCACGAGACGGCCUCCUCACGUGCCAGGACGCGAACAAGUACGUGUUCUGGGACGCUUUCCAUCCGACCGAGAAGACCAACCGCAUCAUCGCCGAUUAUGUCGUGAGGACCGUCUUGGCCAGAUUCCUUUGAUCACUGCCCACCAUCUACUACUUAUCCAUAUGCAAUUCGAUAUCGUAUGAUACUACAUAUAAUAGAGUCUAUGUCUUUUCGUAGAGUCUACAAUGCUCUUAAUGACUACAUGUCUACGUGAUCUUGUGGAUAGUGUAAGCACUUUGCGCCAGUGCUAUUGGGUGUGAUGCUUAGAGUUUUAGUCGUAUGAAGUUUGGUGUACUUGGAUUUGAUAGGAUAAAAUAAUCAUCUUGAAUAUUUUUUUUUUU
Molecule: messenger RNA, 1383 nt
Organism: Syzygium oleosum
Lineage: Eukaryota; Viridiplantae; Streptophyta; Magnoliopsida; Myrtales; Myrtaceae
Product: GDSL esterase/lipase At2g04570-like
Exons: 3
Coding region: 86-1135 (349 amino acids)
Molecular function (GO): hydrolase activity, acting on ester bonds
Source: RefSeq, a predicted model, not a curated record